AUGAUGCUGGCCCGCCCUGUGCUGGGCCCUGUGCUGGGACCUGUGCUGGGACCCAUGCUGGGUCCUGUGCUGGACCGUCGCAAGCUGAGAUUCAAGCGCCGCAGAUGCUUGCGCAUCCACCGGUCCUUAUAUCUAAGCGGCUAUGUGAACCACCUCCUGAUCUUCCUGGGGAUCUCGGUGGCCGCGGCGGGCCCGGUGCUUGGGGCCCAGACGAAGUGUUCACAGGUGGAGCGAUUGGGGGAGACAUUACGGUUGCGGUUGCAGCAGAGGGAGUCGGUACCAGGAAGCCGUGUUGAUGGAGAGCAGGGCCUUCACAGCCCGAUCCAGUUUUGGUUUUUCUUUGAUGGCUCGUUCGGGGGCAUUCAGGGCUACCACCUCGCCCUUGUGGGCUGCGAGGGUGGCUCGCUGUUCCUCGGCCCCUUUUGCGUGCUCCUCGGUUUUGGCAUUGGCUACCCCCACGUCCUGGAAGGUGGUGGCGGUGGCCUUGCGCAGGAGGGCGAUUUUGAGUAUGAGGCGCUUGUGUUCCUCGGUGGUGGCCUGCUUGUCGGCAGCUUCGACCUCGAGGACUUUGGCUACAUUGGCCGCCCUUUCGGCGACCCUCCUGAUCCGGGAGGAGACUCUGGGGGCGAACAACGGUGGUGGUGCAUGAGACCGGCUUGGCCUCUUGGACUUCGUGGGGUGCGGGUCGGUGAGGCUUCUCACCCAGGCCCUGGAGGUGGAGCCGCAGCCACGAGCAACAGGCGGCAUGAGCGCAAGGUGCAGCAGGCCCUCGUCGCGAUCAUCGAGAUGUUGGUCGCCAUGAUUGGGGGCAUUGCCGGGGCGGAUCACCCGGCAAGGGCACAGAUGGCGGGCAUACGGACCCUUUUGGAGGUCCUUCGCGAGGAGCCGGAGGAGGACCACAUUGAGGAGGAGUACCAGCCGCCGCCGUGGAGGCAUGUUACCUUCGACAACGAGCCGGCGGUCCAGACUUUUGAGGCUCCCGGACCUUUGCGACCGUUGCCCACUAAGCCAGGCGGCGGCAAGGGCGGCAAGGCGGACAAGGGCAAUGCCAAGGGCAAGCAGGUGGGCGUCAAGGGUGGCAGCGACUCCCGGGGCGAUGGACAGGGCAAAGGUGCUGCGAAGGGUGGAGGCGACAGAAAGAAGGCGCCGAGCAAGCACGACGGCAAGGGCAAGCGGCCGGAUGGCAAGGGCGGGAGUGGACAGCGCGCUCCAGGCAAGUUCCGGCAGCAGGACUGGCAGGGAACUGUCAUUGACUACGACAAGGCCUGUGCGCAGCUCAAUAGCCUGAGUGGAUCGGUGGUCGUUCCAGUGGCGGACGCUGAGCAGGCCGAUGCUUUGUCGCAGAUGGGUGCCGGGUCGAAGUGCACGGCCAGGCUUCUUUGGCCGGACAAUGACGGUGGGGUUACAGCUCCUGUGGUCACUGCGGAGGGCGUCUUGGUCCAGACCUUUGCGCAUCGCGACUAUGUCACCGCAGGCACCGCGAUCGUCUUCGCCAAGGACCUCAUUUCCAAAGAGGCGUGGAGCGCGGUCGGGCGUGCACCCAGGGCCGCGGUGCAGAAGUGGGGCAGGGAGGCCUGGUUCCGACUCUUUUGUGAAGGAUGCCUGGGCUUCGCGAAGGAGGCCCGAGCUGGACUUGAGGCAGUGGUUGGGCUCAUCCGAGUCCCGGCCGUGUGGGUGGAGGAGGCCUUGAAGGCUUCGGAGGGCGACGGCGUCUUCAUCGAGCCAGCGGGCAGGGACAACUUGGUCAAAUGUGGCAUCGAGUGGCUGGAGACCAAGGAGGGCGAGACUGUUGGCCAGGCGGUUGCGAGGGCUAAGGCGGCCAAGCCGAAAUUUGGCAUUUUCCUGGGCAAGAGGUUCUUUUCGCUCAAGAACACCCCUGCAACCUGGUCCGACGACCUCGUGAAGGAGCUCAUUGCGGACCAGACCCAGUUGCAGCAGGUGUCUGUGCAUCGCAGGUUGACUCGGAAUGGCAAGACCACUUGGUUCCUCAAGGCACGGUCUCCUGUGGAGGACGGCUGCCACAUGCUCCAGGUCGCGGAUGGCGAGGCUACCCACACCUACUGGUUGUUGCCGGUGCGGGGUGAGCAGGUGUGGGCGUCAAAGCCCAUUCGGGAGAAGGGCGCUUUCGUCUUUGACCGCGCGGUCGACGUGAAGGCCGACAAUGGCGCGGACAAGCCUGCGGUGGGAACCUCCGCUGGCGAUGGGGAGGAGCCGCCGACUAAAAAGCCGGCAGUCAAUCGCAAGCACCGUGCGGUGCCGGACGGCACGACGAUUGACAAGGUGGAUGGCGACGGCAACUGCUUCUACACCGUCGUGGGCUGUGCCCUGGGGCGGCUUCGCGGCUCACCAGCUUUGCCGCCGGCCAGAGUUAGGGCCGAGGUGUGCGCACACAUGCGCAAACACAGUGCGGUCUACGCUGCCAUGUGGGACGGCAAAGAUUCCUUCGACCAGCCUUUGGGCGACUUCGAGGCCUACGUGAAACACAUGGAGUCCACCGGCGUUUGGGCGGGCAGCCUGGAGGCGUACGCGGCGGCCAAGACCUACAAGAUCGCGGUCUAUGUCAUUCCGGCGCCUUUGGACAUCACGGCGGCGGCCUAUAACGACGGGGCCAAGGACAAGAUCGCGCUUUGGUUCACGGACAAGCCGGGGCACUUCGACUGGCUCAGGCCUGUGGAGGGCAAUGAGCUGCCAGAGGCGGUCCAGGCUUUGGCGGUGGUGCAGGACGAGAGGCAGUUGGUGGAAGCCCGCUCGGAGGCCACCGUCUUUUCUUCCAUGGUCGUCGACAACGUGGGCAAGACUUCGGCGGGCACUUUGGCGGCACCGGAUGUGAAGGACCUUGGCGGCGGGCGCCUGACGUCUGGCAAGGGGGGCAUUGCGGCCUCUUUGGGGAGCGCCCGGGCCGAGCACGGCGGCAUCGUGGAGGACGAUGAUGCGGACAAGCUCACCGGCAUCGACCAGGCCUUUACAGGACGACGGUCGGCCGCCUCGGCUUCCAUCGCCGACCUCUCGGAGACCCUGAUCACUGCGGAGGACCCCGUGGAUGACCCACCACAGCCGGCCGAGGUCAGGAAGGGGCGCGGGCUGAAGUUGCGGGCCAAGCACGCUUCUUGGCGCUGCCCUGAGUGUGGCUGGGACACUGGACGCUCGCGACUCUGCCCACAGAAAAAGGCGGCGCACAUUGCAAAUUUUCACCCGGACAUCAAGCAGGAGCUCAACCUGAGACAUGGGGUCAUUCAGAUGGUCCCGUACUCUGCCGAGACCUGCUGUUGGAGGUGCCCGGUCCCGGGUUGCAAUCUGGGGCUUCCGCUUGCGGAGUCCAACACAGACGCCAGGCUGCGCGCGAGGCGCGCGCAUGCAGCGCAGGACCACCCGGACCAGCCGACCAAGCUCUUCUUGCUCAAGACUGGCUCGGCUAGUGGGGCGCGCAAGGCAACGGUGGCAAAGCUUAGCGCUGGGGCGGCAAGGCGCAUCCAGCAGUUCAAGGCGGGCGAGGCCGGGGAUCACGAUGUCAUCUGUGUCAGCAAGCAAGGCAAGCGACGGCGCGCCAACACCAAGAUCGUUUGCAGGAAGCGCAAGCGCGUCGCCCAGACUCCCAAGGAGAUGGCGGAGCACCCACGCAGGCUUGUGGUUGGCGGCAGGCGCAACAGCUUGCAGCAAGACGUUCGUGACGGAAUCAAGCGAGUGCUCGAAAUCUUUGAGGCGGAGGACGACCAGCCCCUGCAGGAGCACAAGCUCAGAGCGCUCGCAUGGCCGGUGAGCCCCAAGGACUUCACCGUCAAGUUCGUUUGCUCGGCCUGCGGUGGCAUAUGGACCAAGCUGGGUGAAGCUGAGGGCAAGACCUGCGACCCGCCUGCGACCAGAGUGAGAUACCGUGAGGCGGCCAACUUGCGGCAGUUGGCUGGGCAUCCUGGAGUGGUGGGGGCGACGGCCACCACCGCCCUGGGCUAUUUGCACGAGAAGGGCAGCGUCAAGGACGAUGAGAGGCCUUCAAGGCCAAGGGCUGGCGCUUCAUCCUUUCAGCUGGACGCUCAGGGCAAGCCUGACGGUGGGGUGGCUAUUGUGACGGACUGGCCGGUGGAGCUCGUGACCAUUCUGCUGGCAGAGACCUUCCCGCACCGCAUCAUGGCCGUCAAGGCCCACAGGCCGCGACAACGCCACUUGUUGGUCAUCAACGGCUACCUCCCUGCCAACGACGACCCGCUGAACCAGCGCUUGUGCAGUUCUCUGGUGGAGUGGGCGACGAGUACAGGCGAGGACUGCAUCAUCAUGGCUGAUUGGAACCGAGAGCCCAAGCAGCAGCCUCUUGGCAACCUCCUGGCCUCCGGCACCAUCUACGCCCUUGACCCUGACCCUUUCUUCAACGACCUGGGCACCCAUCGUAUGGAGAACGGCGUGUACACGGGCAAGACCAUUGACUAUGGUAUCUCUUCGGUGGGCAUUGGCUCGGCCUCCCGGCUCCAGCGGCUGGGACCUGCCGACCACGACCUCGUGGCCUACGACAUCCCGCUCAAAGGCACUCGGCGCGGCUGGCGCUGGCAACCUCGACGCUUGCUUGAUGGCGAGGCUAUCUUUGACUGGAACAAGUUGUGGGCCGACGUCGCGGACGAGUUUACGGUGCUCCUCGACGCGGGCAACACCGAGGCAGCUUGGAAGCUUCUCUCCGCCACGGCUGAGGAUGCGCUGGCCCAGGACAGCCGGCGUGCGCGGCCCCGGGGUGAACCAGGGCGGCCCUUGCUUGUCAAACCACCCACGGUGCAGACACUGAAGGAGCGGAAGCUUCGCCGGGCAGCCCGCCGCCUCAUGGAGGUGCUCAGGAAAGAACGCGCUGGCAUACUGACCGUCGACGAGAAGGGCAAGCUCUUGCGCUGCCUUCACCACAUCGUGGCGGCCUACCCAGACCUCACCGACCUCCUCCACUACCACGACGACGAGCUGCUGGCUUUCUUGCAACACGCCGCCGAGGGAGGAGCCUCGCUGGCGGAGCCUCCCACCGCUAUGGCCAACUUUGCUGUGGACCCGGACCCUCAAGCCAAGGCGGAGCAGGCAACCAAGGUGUGGGGCAACCUGGCCAAGGCGUCGGCGCGCAAGGCGGCCGGUUGUGACGACUGGUCUGGUCGACUUUGGCGUGCACUUCCUCUCGAGUUCUUUGUUGCCCUUGCCGAUAUAUGGAACUCGGUGCUGGAGGGGGCCCCCAUUCCGGAGGCCUGGACUCAGGUGCGCAUCUGCCUCAUUCCAAAGGAGGAGGGAGGCCAACGACCGCUCGCCAUUGCUGCCCUGGCAUGGAGGCUUGGUGCUACUGCAGUGGUUCAACAGUUGAAUGGCUGGAUCAAGACCGGCUGGAUCAAGACCGGUUUCCCGCACGAGCUCUACGGUGGCCUUCCCGAACGUGGCAUUGAGGACAUCCACUUCAAGCUCACGCACGCUCUUUUCGUUCAACAGGCCGGCGGACCUUUGGCUGGUUGCACGGCAGACGUCAGGAAGUGCUUCGACACCGCCGACCCCAAGCUUGCUGUGCUCUGUCUGCGGGCACUCGGCGCCCCGGAGAAUAUGCUGGACGUCAUCGGCCGCUUCUACGAGGCGCACACCCGCUGGCUCUCGGUCGAUGGCAUGUUUGCAAGGAACCCUGUGGUUGGGGCAGCGGCCUUACUGCAGGGCUGUCCUUUCAGCCCCCUUUGCUUGAACGCCAUGAUGGCCGUAUGGCUGGUUCGGGUCAAGGAUGCUGACACGCACUGCAACUUGGCCGUCUACCUCGAUGAUCGUACCAUCUGGACCCGGCAGAGGCGCGGCGCGGCGAGGGCUGUUCAUGCAGCCAUGCAGGCGGGAGCCUCUGCUGACGAAGCUCUGGGCUUCAGCCUUCACCCUGACAAACUUGAGAGCUUCGGGACCACGCAGUGCGUCAGGGAGGAGCUCAUGGCUGUGGCUGAGGUUGUCGGCAUCCCGCAGGUCACCUUCAAGCUGCUGGGCGUCCCCUACAACGUCACCAGGGCGCAGCCUGUGGCCACCUCUGGCAUUACUACCAAGCUUGAGGGACGCUGCAAACGCAUCCAACUGUGUGGACAGUCCUACUCCAUCAGGAGGGCACUUCUGGCGAGGCUCGUCAUCCCGCUGUUCCGCUGGUGUGCACCGUGGAUCCGUCAACUCAAGAGGCUCACGGCCAGGUGGGCGGGCGCCAUAGAGAGGGCUGUUUGGGGGGGCGCCAUACCCCGCGGACGCUCUCGUGCUUUGGCCUGGACAACUUUGGUGGGACUUCAGUUCUUCCCGGACUACGUCAACGCGGAGGCCACUGUUUUGCAGGAGCACCGCCGGCUUCUACUUGGUCGUCACCCUCGUGAAGCGCCGAACACUCGGUCGGCUUUCUCCUACUUUGGCUGGCAGCGUGAUGGCGACCUCUGGACUUGCAGGCAGGGCACGUUCGUGGCGGGCACACUCAGCGCGGCUGCCCUUCGCAGGCUCCUUCGCCGAGAUGGUGCGCUCAAGCUCUUCAAGGCGGACCCGAAGGCCAAGCAGGAGGGCGGCGUCACCCACGACUUCGACCUCGCGCACCACAAGGCGCUAGCGGCUGUGGUGGAGGGUUACUUUGCGCGAGUCAUGGUGGGAGGUGCAUCGGACGCCAGGCACAUCGUGGAGGCUCCUGAGGACUGCACCUUGCGGCUCUGUACUUGUGGGCACCCUGGCCCCACGCGGACGCACCUUACCUUUGAGUGUCCGUCCGCUCCGUGGCAGCUGGAGAUGCGCACCGCGCUUGAGAGAAGGCUGUUGCUCCCUCAGUGCCCUGCUCUCCCUUGCUGGGGGGUCGCUGACUACAGCUCUGGCAUCGAGGAGGUGGCUCGCUUCCUUGCCACUUUGGACCAAGCGUCCUGGGCUGUGGCAUUUGAGAACGCUACUUUUGGUGGGCUCGUGACUGGCCCGGAGCAGACUGCUGCUGAGGGCGAGCGCACUGCUGUUUUCGUCUUGGCGAGUGCACUGCUGCUUUGUGGCAGGCGCCUUCGGAUCCUGAUUGCCAACCAGGCUGUGGCCGGCAGGCUGCGUGGCGGCGCGGCCGCAUGUGACAAGGGCGAUCCAUUCUUGAUUUGGCAGGUCAUCGCUGAGGCUGCUGAAUGGAUGAGCGCUUGCUGGAUUCCUUCCCAUGGCAAGCGUUGCUCCUGUGAAGGCUGGGGCUCCAGCGAGCUUUGCAGGGGCCUCAAUGCGGCUGCUGAUGCCAGGGCCACGCAGUUGCUGGCGCCUUUCAAGGAGGGAGUUGCUGCCGCCGCGCUUGCUGCGGAACAAAGGCGCCGUUGGGCGCAAGUGGCGGUGGUCAGGCAGGCUGAGCUCACUGAGGGCUUCCACACCGAGUUCGUCAGCUUUGUGGCGGCUUUGAGGGCGAAGAGGCGGUCGGGCAAGCAUGGCAGCGCUACCUGCUGA
Symbiodinium pilosum is the source of this 7401-nucleotide messenger RNA. Lineage: Eukaryota; Dinophyceae; Suessiales; Symbiodiniaceae. The record is from the annotation of a GenBank genome assembly.